AUGGGUUCUGAAGGAAUGCAGAUCACAAUACCGGAUUUCGACGACGAUGAGUAUAGUCCAACACCCAUCUUCGGUCGUUCGCAAGCUGGUGGCUUGUGGGGAAUCCCGAGCUCUGGUCAAGAGUCCCCGACAAUCCUUACCCCGUUAGCUAUUCCAGAGCGCACAGACAAGAGUUAUUUCCACGCGCGCGGUGACUCGGUGGCUUCGGAGGACUCUGGACACUCAAUACCAUCUAGUGCCCGCAAGGUGAAAUCUCCAUUUGUGCAUUCGGCUCAAUCUUCAAUCGCGACGACGAGCACUUCGCCUUUCACGAAAAAAACCUCGUUCGCGUCCCUGAGAAACGCGUUCAAGAGCUCAAAAUCAAAUGAUACUACCCCACCACCCGUUCCUUCUCUAGACCCCCAAGCAUAUCCGGCGUUGAAAAACCCAUUCAAUCGUUCCACGUCUUCCCUUGCACAGUUGCCGUCCAUCACAAAUGACCGGCGGCAUCCUUCGAUGCACGCUAGCCCGCCGCACUUCCGCCCAUCUACGCCCGCCUCUGGUGAUGGAAGGGCACGAGGUACACCCAAGUCGAAAAGUCAACAUGCGUAUGCCAGAUCCCAACACUCACACUCUGGUUCUAUAUUUCACAGUUCUGACGGAGGUAGUGAUCAUGGGCAUGGGUAUCCACAUCUUACUUCUUCCUCUCCGCCACCAGUUCCGCCUGUACCAGAUGUCUUUGGUAACCCGGCACAGCCAGACGAGCGGUCUCUCUCCGAUUUGGAAGACAGGAUUGUCAUGGACCCCCGGACGCCCUCUGACUAUGCGCUUCAUGCCAUCUUCAUUCGCUUUGCAGCUUCCGCAGAGCUGCAUAUAGACGAAGUUCUCCAGCAGCCAUUGGAGCGGGAACCUCGGUUGACUGACUUCAUGGGGCCUGGCGUAGAUGAUAAGCUGGAUGACUUGUUGGCAUCGUUAGGGAAAAUCGCGCACAAACAUGCCAAGCCUGUGAUUGAUUCGGUCAUGCGUUGGAGAAAGACUCAGAACGACAGCGUCAGCACAGACCUCGUCCGGCACCACUUGUCACAACCUUCUUCGAAUGCGCGUGGAUUGCGCUCCCAAGACGUAUCGUUCAUACUGAAUGAGCGGAGAUCUUUGGCAUCAAUCUACAUCAUGUGCCGAGCACUCAUCGCUGCUACCCAGUCGAUCUCAAAGGAUGGUCUUGGCGAGGCCAUGGGACACAGUUUGGAAGAGCUGACGUUCGAGCAGUUCAGGCGGCCAGACGUCAAGAUGCUUACGCAGUCAGUGAAUCAUCGCAGCAACGCCGACUUGUAUGCGGCACUAUUGGGCAAUCUUGCAACCGUUCGGUUUGAGAGCGUCACAGAUCGGUUUCUUGUUGAACUUGGUCCCGUAGCUGCAGGUCAAGUGCCGAAGGACGCGGAUUUCAAGUAUGAGAACCUAGUGAAAGGCCUGAAACAUGUCCAAAUCAAGGUGUGGCCACCUGAAUAUUUCGAAGAAGGUGCAGAGUUCUUGGCGAAACUUUCAAAGUCUUUCGAGAACGCUCAUGGGAAUCGUCUCAAAACUACUUUUGGGGAAACUCUUGUUCAUCUCUUGCAUCCGAUCGCCAAGACUGCGCAAGCCGAAGUUAAUCAUCCUGAUUGGGCGAAGGGAAUCGAAGUUAUAUAUCCGAAGGCCAAGGAUAUGAUGAGCAAACCUCGCUAUUGGCAUGUUGCAUAUCCGCUAGCUAUCACAGCUCUGUGUGUGGCACCGAAUGAUUUCUUCCUUCGCCAUUGGAACCUUUGCUUCGAGGCUGGCCUCAGCAAAAUCAAAGAAAAACCAUACCGAACCCCCGUGCUGAAUGGGUUAAUGCGUCUCAUCUGGACUUACCUCUAUCGGUGCCACGAGUCCGCAUCUACGGCGACAAGCAAGAUGGAGUCCAUCCUCAAACAUUUCUUCCCUGCGAACCGUCUCUCGAUAUCACCGCAAGAAGAUCAACUGGAGCCAUUCAUCUAUAUAGUGCAUUUCGUUCUAUCUCGCCAUCUCGAUUUUGGAAGCGAUUUCUGCAUGGAACUUAUACAGGAAAGGAGCAUCACAGCCCAUUCGGCAAACACAUCGAACACUUUGGCUCCUGAACGGAUAAUCAUCGCUAUUCAGUCUGUUCUCCUCUCCCUUCAUGUUGCAGAGAGGGAAGAAUCGGCCCCCUCAUGGCCGACAAGUACAGAUUUUUCCAGGAUGCCUUCUAAUGAUGAUUAUCCGUCAUGUUCAGAGUCUAUCCCUGCGGCCCUGUUAUCAAAGCCUGGAUGGAAGGAAUUCAUCGAUCGUUUCAGCACUGUUUUGAAGGCCGUUGCGAUAUCGUGCUACCAGUAUGUCGGGAAAUGGUCGGCUAUUGAUGACCAAUGGGCUGCCUCCCGUGUCAACCUCGCAUAUGACGAUGCAACAAGUUUUGUCAUGCGGCAUCAUCCUGAAGGCUCGGUGGCAUACCCUACCCAAUACAUUCCUCACAUCACUGUGCUGCAAACGAUUUACCGGUCUUGGCCACGUUGUCUCCACCCAUCGUUUCCGAUAGACGAUGCCCUUGACAUGCUCCUACGAGGUGUUGUCCACAUCGAGCCUGGGGUUGGAGAGGCGGCGGCCCAAGCCUUGCAACGAUUUAUGGCGGAGCCUGCUCACGCUUCUGCGAUCCUUUCGCGCUUCUACAUGUUCCUCUUCGAUCCCGCUCUCAUCGCUGGUGAAGGCUCUGGUUUGAGGUUGCACAUCGAAUGUCCUCGCCUGUUAAAUCUCUGGCUCCGCUUCGUGGACCAAUGGAUGCACGACAUCAUCCGAAGACCGGUAGACUCUCUAACUCAUGAUGAAUUGAUGGAUAUCUCUCUCAGAAUGGACGAAAUAGAGGCGGGCUCCUUAUUUUUACUUGCUCAUUUUAGACGCAACGUCUAUACCGUCGGAGUCAAGGCUAUUCGCUUGCUACGAAUUUUAGCAAGCCAUUUGCAAUCAGAGCCACAGCUACACGAUUUUGACGCGUCCGCCAACGUUUUUCGAAUCGUUGACGCUCUCCACGGAAAAAUUCCUUCCGGACCAUGCCUCGACGGGCAUGAUGACGUUCUCGAGCCUCCCGAGGUGAUUCGGUUGGAACAGUGGAAGCAAUCAACCUACGUGGAUGCGGUUAUCAGGUUAGCUGACAGUGAUCAUGUCGUCGAUCGGCAGUUGUGGAGACAGGUUUUCCCUGCAUUUUUGCAAGUCUGCACGGAGCAAUCUCCUAGGGCACUUCACCUCCUCCGCGACAAAUUGAUUUCAGCAGCAACUCGUUACCAUCCUCUCAUGCUACAGCUUUCUGGGGUUAACGGAAGGAGUGUCCCAAAUCUACCCCAACGCUCCGGCUCCACGGGCGAGAAGGAUCUUGCCAAGGUGGUGAAUGAGCACAAGCACCUCAUUCAACAGUGGCAUAUGUGGGUCAAGAUCAUCAGCGCUACAGCUCAGACAUCAGACGUCAGACCUACCAUGACCCAUCCUAUGCGAGAUCAUUCUCGUGCUCGGUCCGAAGUUAUCUUCGACAGAGACCAAAUGAGUACAACUCGCGGCCUCUUCAAAUACCUCAGUCAAUUUCUUGAUUCUGAUCAUACUAUUUUCCGCGAUGUAGCUGUGUGCUCCAUCAGCUCGUUUCCUCCUUUUGGUUAUUCACACCUCCUAGAAGAUCUCAGCAUCCUCGCCGCUCGCCAAAUCUAUGACGAUUCUAGGGCAAAGACUUCCACUCCUUAUGUAAUCGGACGGACUCGCCGGCAGGAACGCUUUGACACCGCCGUGGCGCGGAUUUACUAUCUGACGGCACGCUCGCUGCAGGAUCAGCGGUCAUCUGGCAAGCAGACUGCCUUGGCGCACGUCUUGAAGUAUGUUCGCAACAUGCAAGUCUCUCUCUCUGAGCAGCGCGAUUUCUAUUCGAUACAGCGACUUCGGCGUUACUUCUGUGGUACAGUGGAACGUCUCUUCGAGGGCUUAGCUACACUCAAAGACUCGGAUCGAUUCAUUCCUCCCAAUAUGCACCUCACCUUAUAUAGGCUAUGCGAGGAGUGGUGCCAGCUAGGAAAGCAGUCCGAAAGCGUCAAGAAACGACUGGUCUUCAUGCAAACGCAGGCAGUGAAAGCGUUCAAUGAUCCUGCCGAUCAGGCGGAGCUCAUCACUCGCUUCCAGACUGAGACUAGAGCGUUAUCUAAUGCUGCUGUUGGUGCCAUUGCGGUUCUAUGUCAAAAGGCACUCUUUCCCCCCGAUAUCUCGUCGACUUCACCGGUGGAGAAGUAUUCCCAGAAUUACAACAAGGCUCUCGAAGUAUCCUCCGUUUUGGACCGUAUUACUGCCAUUCUCGCGUCGUUUCAUGAGCAUCUGCGUGAUUAUGCCAAAUAUGCUCUCAGGUCGCUUCUGUCUGACCCUCGUGCCGACUGUGAUUUCUUGGAUGAAGUUCUGAAAAGAGCUUACGUUACCACGAAGGAGCUAGACACAAGUAACGCGCGUUUCUUUGAAGUGGUGGCAGAGGUCAUUUGCAACGCACCCACUCAUGGCUUCAGUUUUAGGCAAGUAGUUUGCUUGGGACUGUCCAAUCUUUGCCAUCCACACCUAGAGAUCCGACGUCACGCUUUCAAUAUGCUCGAAGUCACUCAUGAGCAGGCAUCCGGUUUGAUCUCAAUGGUGCAAUACGAGACUGCGGUUGGUAGCUCUGCUCCCAGUGUCUAUUUGCAUGCGCACAAGCUCAUUUCGGACGUGCUUGCCGGAGAACAUCCAGGCCAAGCCUUCGGUGUACUCUUUCAGCUCAGUAGUUGGAUAACCCGUAUGUUUGAUGACCGCUCCGGUAGAAGUCCUCUUCUCCUUCUUCAAAGCUUGGAGUACUGGGUCCCCAACAUCGAUCUCAUGGCUGAUGAUAAAUCAAGUCUCACACGAGAAGGCCGUUCCGCCAUCUACCACUUAAUGGCUCUUACUGUGCGCUAUGCGGAGAGUCACGCGGAACAGAUUCUGCAGCUUUGGACUAGGCUCGUCGACGCCCCACAUCAGACCAACGGCCAUGCAUCUAUUCGAUUUCUGCUCGAGCAGUCCAACAAGGUUGGAAGUACGGCAUUUAUUACCUGUGCUGCGAAGGUCGUGGCUUGUCUGUCACAGAGCACUGUAGGAAGACAGAUCUUUGAGGACUUGUGCAGUCUGAUCGAGCCCGCACGAAUGUUGCCCAACCUUGAGCAUAAACUUGCGCAUCCAGACGCAGAGGACAUCGAGCUGUGGUCCGAUCUCGACGUUCUCUUCUCCGAGCAACCGAGGCUGUCGCUGGGCGUUGCCCAGUUUUCCCUUCUUUUCCUUUCAGAGGCCGCAAUGGAGCGAUAUUGGGAGCUGCAUCUUCACCUGCCUGCGCUACUCCAUGCGUUGUUCAUGCACCUUGACCAUCGUUCUGAGUACAUUCGGGAACGCUCUCGGCACAUGCUCUUUCAGCUUCUACGCUCCUGCAUGUCUGGCUAUGACGAGAUCCCGGAUCGCUUACAGUAUCGCUCUCGUUCUGAGCUCAGAGGUGUGAUCCUUACGCUUUCCCAAGAAGCAGAAACCAAGUUGUGGGAGGAGAGUGAUUCUAACACGCAGGUGGAAUUGAAAAUGAGAUGGUUCUCAGGUGAAGUCUUGAAGCUCCUGGAGCCUUUGUACCCAGACCUACGAGAAGGGUGGGGCAAGCAGGCAUCCGCUUGGGGCACUGCUUGCUCUAUACGGCCUAUUGCUUUCAAGUCUCUGCAACUGUACCGAGCUCUGGCACCAAGGAUGAACAAGGACCACUUGGGUGCUCUAAUAGGGCGAUUGUCAGCGACCGUGGCGGAUGGAGACUCCAGUAUCCAGAUGUUCAACGUGGAACUGAUCCUCAGUUUGAUCUCUGGGGCGUCGGCUAGAGACUUAAAUAUGUCGCUGCUACCUCAGAUAUUCUGGUGUGCAAUAGCUUGCCUGUCCACGACCGUUGAAGACGAGUUUUGCCAUGUUCUCAAGUUGCUUGAUACUGUGCUUAGAAGGAUGGACCUGGACGAUGCGCAAACGGCCGAACUACUUCUUGCACACAAACCGUUGAAUUGGGACGGACCAGCGUCUCUGCAGCCUCGCUUGCUGACAGGCCUGCGUUCGUCGUCUACCUAUGCGCUCACGUUCAAGUUGCUGCAGUAUCUCGCCAAAGUGGAUGACCCCCGACUCAUUGAUCUCUCUGAGGGUAGAGUCAGGGAUCUGUACACGUUGUCUCUCCCAUGGUGCUUGCAUGCCAUGAAUAACGAUGACAAGAGCCAGUCCUUGCUGGAGUUUGCUUUGGAUGUUGGGCGACUCGCGAAUCUGGAAGAACGACCUAGCAUUGAACGGAUCAUGACGUCCUUCGCUAAAAAUCGAUUCCGAACGAAAGAAGAUUUCUUACGACAGUCGGUUGCCAGUCUACGCGAACAUUAUGGCCUUGAUCACUGGCCUGAAGUCGUCACUCUCCUCAUGGGCAUGAUUCUGAACAAGGAGCGGUGGCUGCGAAUUCACACCAUGCAGAUCCUCAAGGUCUUGUUCCAGCAGCGAGAAAUCAGGAAUCCCUUGCUAGGCUCUGAACUCCUUAUGCCGUUACUCCGACUGUUGGAGACGGAUCUGGCGUCGCAGGCUCUGGAUGUUCUCGACGAGCCAAUGCAGAUCUCAGGAGGUCCUGCUGCGAAGCAUAUCCUCCGCAUGAGUUUGUAUACACAUCUCCGAGCUGAUGCAAAGGAGGUCGAAUCCGUUGCUGAAGUCUUCGGCAUUCCGCAGGAAUCAGGAUGGUGCGUGCCACAGUCCAGUCACCUUCGAGACGUUUGCCGAGCCAAUGUGGCCGCUGUGUUUGGUCUGAACAAGGCCAAUCCAAGACCGUCCCGUAUCGAUUUCCAACCCGAUGACAUUGUGGCACUCUCGAAUCUCCCUAUGGAGGACGAUCUGGGAGACAUGGUGCAGAAUCUGCAUGAACUCAGCAGUUUCUUUCUGGAGGAACGUUCGCUGCCCGGUCCUACCCGACAACUGGAGGCUCGUGUCGCAGCUAUCCUGGCCAAGUCUACAGAUACAAUGGCGGACAUCCCGCAGACGCCAUUCGUGGACGUGUUUGACAUGGGAAAUCUCACACCUUUUGACGAUUCGGAGGAUUCUGACAACAGUGAUAUCGAAUCUGAUUUAUUUGAGUUCGACUCCCUCAAUCUGUCGCGCUAUAAUUCCAACCACUCACAGCAUUGA
Molecule: messenger RNA, 7197 nt
Organism: Sparassis crispa
Lineage: Eukaryota; Fungi; Basidiomycota; Agaricomycetes; Polyporales; Sparassidaceae
Exons: 9
Coding region: 1-7197 (2398 amino acids)
Biological process (GO): cell morphogenesis
Cellular component (GO): cell cortex; site of polarized growth
Source: RefSeq, a predicted model, not a curated record